Arabis nemorensis is the source of this 774-nucleotide messenger RNA. The record is from the annotation of a GenBank genome assembly. Lineage: Eukaryota; Viridiplantae; Streptophyta; Magnoliopsida; Brassicales; Brassicaceae.
AUGGGCAAUAACAAGCACAACGAUGAUCGUGAAGCCAAGAAGCAGAAGACUUGUAAUGCUUCUUCUUCUUCAAAAUCUGGUAAGAGCAUGAUGAUGAAGCCUUGUUCAGGGAGCAAAGCAAAUCUGAAAAAGCGCAAGGAGAAAUCUGAGAAACGUGAUCAUGAAGAUGAACAAAUUGUCUCGAAAACUGAAUUCAAUGAAAUGAAGAAAUCUAUCAAAGAUCUGUCUGAAGUUGUGAAAAAACUACAAGAGAUUCUACCGACAAAAGCCAAUCUUCUAGAGGAAUCGAAAGAAACCACAAAGACAAAGGAAGAAGAAACCCCAAAGAAAAAAGAGAUUCCGAAAUAUCCUUGUUCCGAUUGCAAAGUUUAUCCUGGGGAAUGUAGUGAAACCAUAUGCGUCAAGGGAUUUGAUAACCUGCGACCAAGGGAUGAAAUCAUGAAGGAUUUGCGUAACAUUUUCGGUUCUUGUGGAGAGUUCGCAAGGGUUUUUGUUCCCAACGAGUGUGAAAAACUUCUCCCCUUAGGAUUAGCAUUCAUCAAUCUCAAUUUAGGUCUAGGCAAUGACAAGGCGUUGGCACUAAGUGGAAGUUACAUGGGAGGAAAGGAGCUUGAGGUAUCGUUGGCUACGGAUAAUGACGAAUUCUAUGGCUAUGCGAACUUUUAUGGGUGUGACCGUUGUCCAACACGUUGUUUUCGAAAGGGUGAGGACACACCUUACUGUGGCGACAGGAUACUAUGUUUGAAGAUGCCUCGUAGUACUAUCCGUCGGUAA